ACACAUGCCGUCAAAUCCUUCAUAUGUUAUUAUACUGGUAUUAUAUCACUCAUUUGUUCGUAUUCUUCAAACAGCUAAAUGAAUAGGACACUCAUUCUGCAGUGUGUCGGCAGGCUGCAACGAGGCUUCUUCUUGGCACCAGUUUCUGCUCCAUGGAGCACUCGGAGGGUCCGACAUGCAUGCAAGGAUGUUUGCAAAGAAGGAAAAAACUACUACAUCACCACCCCCAUCUUUUAUGUCAAUGCCUCUCCUCACCUGGGGCACUUGUACUCCGCAGUUUUAGCGGACUGCAUGCACAGGUACAAGCUUCUUCAGGGGUUCCACUCGAGAUUUGCCACAGGCACGGACGAACACGGCCUUAAAAUCCAACAGGCUGCUGAGGCGGCAGGAGAAGACCCCCUCGCCUUCUGCACGAGCGUCUCGCAGAGUUUCCGACGCCUCUUUGGCUCCUGCCACGUGUCUUUUACGGACUACAUCAGAACCACGGAGGAGAGGCACCGGCGGGCCGUGGAGCACUUCUGGUGCCUGCUGCGCGACAGGGGACUCAUCUACAAGGGGAGCUACGAAGGAUGGUACUCCACGCCGGACGAGAGCUUCCUCACGCCGACGCAGGUCGCCGACGCCGUGGACUCAUCGGGGGACGCCAUCAAGGUGUCGCUGGAGAGUGGGCACAAGGUGGAGUGGCUCAAAGAGGAGAACUACAUGUUCCGUUUGUCGGCCUUUCGGACGCAGCUCCUGGACUGGCUCCACAACAACCCCGGCGCCAUCCAGCCCGAGCGUUUCCGCCAGGAUGUUCUCCUGUGGCUGCAGGACGACCUUCCGGACCUCUCCGUGUCCCGCCAGAGAAGUCGCCUCCAGUGGGGGAUCGCCGUGCCGGGGGACCCCGACCACACCGUCUACGUGUGGCUGGACGCUCUGGUCAACUACCUGACGGUGGCCGGUUACCCCGGCGACCACCAGCGCUGGUGGAGCGUCUCCCGCCACGUCGUGGGCAAAGACAUCCUGAAGUUCCACGCCCUCUACUGGCCGUCGUUCCUCCUGGGGGCGGGGCUGGCGUUGCCCCGGUGCUUGUACGUGCAUUCCCACUGGACCGUCGGCGGGAGGAAGAUGUCUAAAAGUUUAGGGAACGUGGUGGACCCCUUUGAGCGCUCCCGGGCGUUCACCGUAGACGGUUUGAGGUACUUCCUGCUGCGCCAAGGCACGCCAGAUUCCGACUGCGACUACACGGACGACAAAGUCAUCAAGCUGCUCAACGCGGAGCUGGCCGACUCUCUCGGCGGCCUCUUGAACCGCUGCACCGCUCCCGCUCUGAACCCCGCCCAGAUUUACCCGCACUUCUGCCCGCAGUCGUUCUCCGGGAUGCAGGACCCGGAAGACGGCCGCAUGUUGGACGCCGUGCGAAGCCUCCCGUCAGUGGUGGAGCGUCACUACGACACCUUGCACACCUACAAAGGCCUGGAGGCCGUCGCUGCCUGCGUGAGGCAGACAAACGGCUUCGUUCAACGCCACGCGCCGUGGAAGCUAGACAGGACGGACGGCGGAGGAAGACGCCGGCUGGACACCAUCAUCCACGUCUCCUUGGAGUGUCUCAGGAUCUACGGCACCCUCCUCCAGCCCGCCGUGCCGCUGCUGGCCGACCAGCUGCUGUCCAGACUCGGAGUGCGAGCGGACGAGAGGAAGUGGACCGACCUGGACUUCCUGCCCAGCCAGAAGGGGACGGACUGCUCCUUCCAAGGGAGAGCGCUGGGACCCGACACAGGAGUGCUAUUUAGUCGCCUGGAACGUCCCGGCGAGGAGAAGCCAAAGAAAAUGAAUAAAAAGCAGACAAAGUGAUCAAACGAUGUGUUUGUCCGAAUUUAAAAUCAAUCACUAAAUGACUUUAUGUAAAACGUCCUUAAAGAAAUGAAACAAAUCAGUUUGCUUCAACCCACAUGAAGCAUCUUUUUAUAAAAAUGUUUUUACUGGUUGUUUUGUUUUAUCAU
Messenger RNA from Entelurus aequoreus (snake pipefish), 1982 nucleotides. RefSeq names its product methionyl-tRNA synthetase 2, mitochondrial (gene mars2). The transcript is spliced from 3 exons. The record is from RefSeq and is a predicted model, not a curated record. Gene Ontology annotation, biological process: methionyl-tRNA aminoacylation. Bases 79 to 1833 code for a protein of 584 amino acids. Gene Ontology annotation, molecular function: ATP binding; methionine-tRNA ligase activity. Lineage: Eukaryota; Metazoa; Chordata; Actinopteri; Syngnathiformes; Syngnathidae.